UUAGAAUAAUUUUUUUAUUUGAAAAUAAUCUUGAACAAAAAAGAUAUUUCACAUUAUGAAACGUAUAUAAAAAGAGAAGGUACACGGCGACCGUAUCUUGGCCUCUCUUUCUACUCCACUCUCUCUCUCCAUCUCUCUUUUGACUGAGGGAAGGAUAGCGGGCACGCAGAACGUCCAUUACGUCCAAUCAGAUCACGUAGUUAUCUACCCCCUUUAGCGCGCUUGGUCGGGUCGAUUCUUGUUGCGCUGUGUGCUCGACGGAUCGCGCGGAGCUCCGGAGGCGUGUUGCCUGUCGCCCGUGUUUCCGAGCCUCGUCGGCGAACAGUUGAGGGAAAAGAUGGUACCUCUCGGCCCGUCGCCGGGACACCAAACGUCCGCGAAUAACUCCUCCAGCGCGGCCGCCAGCGGGACGAAGAGCGCGAUAGUGAGAUCGAAUUACACGUUAAAGUAUACCUUGGCGGGUCACACCAAGGCAGUAUCGUCCGUCAAAUUCAGCCCCAAUGGAGAAUGGUUGGCCAGUUCGGCUGCUGAUAAGCUUAUUAAAAUAUGGGGCUCCUACGAUGGAAAGUUCGAGAAGACUAUAGCAGGCCAUAAGCUCGGUAUAUCUGACGUAGCAUGGUCUAGUGAUAGCAGAUUGCUGGUAUCAGCUUCUGACGAUAAGACCUUGAAGAUAUGGGAAUUAAGUUCCGGUAAAUGUUUAAAAACUUUAAAGGGUCACAGUAAUUAUGUUUUCUGUUGUAACUUCAACCCGCAAUCCAACCUCAUAGUGUCUGGUUCUUUCGACGAAAGUGUACGCAUUUGGGAUGUGAGAAGUGGGAAAUGCCUUAAAACCUUGCCGGCACAUUCGGAUCCUGUGAGCGCAGUGCACUUCAAUCGGGAUGGCUCUUUAAUCGUCUCGAGUAGUUACGACGGAUUAUGUCGAAUUUGGGACACCGCGUCAGGGCAGUGCCUGAAGACUUUGAUAGACGACGACAAUCCUCCAGUGUCGUUCGUCAAAUUUUCGCCGAACGGCAAGUACAUUUUGGCGGCAACGCUGGACAACACGUUGAAGCUGUGGGAUUACAGUAAAGGGAAAUGCCUGAAAACGUAUAGCGGCCACAAAAACGAGAAAUAUUGCAUCUUCGCGAACUUCUCCGUAACGGGUGGAAAGUGGAUCGUAUCCGGGUCUGAGGAUCACAUGGUGUACAUUUGGAAUCUACAGACGAAAGAGAUCGUACAAAAACUGCAGGGACACACAGACGUGGUACUUUGUACAACGUGUCACCCGACGGACAACAUUAUAGCUUCGGCCGCCCUCGAGAACGACAAAACCAUUAAACUGUGGAAGAGCGAUACAUAAGGACAGUCUGUAAAUUUAUCGCUGUUACUAUCUCUACUGUACAAAUCGCUGUUUUUUUUUUGUUAAAGAAAAAAUGAUUACAUUGUAAAGCAUAGACCCUAGACUUCUAGAUAUAAAGUAAAGUGCUAUUUUAUAUCAAAAUAAUAUUUUAUUAUUGAAAGUGUUAUAUAAGCUUCUAGUUUAGGGUAAAUUAAUUUCGAUACACUACUAGCGUCUGCAUUUACUGUUACGAAUAGAUUAGAAAUAAUUAACUUUGACUGAGCAGUAUUAAUAAUUCAAAUCUCAUCGUGAUUGUACAAAAUUAUGUUUUAAAAAGUAGUAAACAAACGCUAUUAUCGCUCACGUAUUAUCGUA
Wasmannia auropunctata (little fire ant) is the source of this 1693-nucleotide messenger RNA. RefSeq names its product protein will die slowly (gene wds). Bases 338 to 1339 code for a protein of 333 amino acids. The transcript is spliced from 8 exons. Lineage: Eukaryota; Metazoa; Arthropoda; Insecta; Hymenoptera; Formicidae. The record is from RefSeq and is a predicted model, not a curated record. Gene Ontology annotation, molecular function: protein binding.